This is a messenger RNA of Necator americanus (New World hookworm), 429 nucleotides long. RefSeq lists its product as uncharacterized. Bases 1 to 429 code for a protein of 142 amino acids. Gene Ontology annotation, molecular function: clathrin-cargo adaptor activity. The transcript is spliced from 5 exons. Gene Ontology annotation, cellular component: intracellular membrane-bounded organelle; AP-2 adaptor complex; membrane coat. The record is from RefSeq and is a predicted model, not a curated record. Gene Ontology annotation, biological process: clathrin-dependent endocytosis; intracellular protein transport. Lineage: Eukaryota; Metazoa; Nematoda; Chromadorea; Rhabditida; Ancylostomatidae.
AUGAUUCGUUUCAUCCUGAUCCAGAAUAGGGCAGGAAAAACCCGACUUGCAAAAUGGUAUAUGCAUUUUGAUGACGAUGAAAAGCAGAAACUGAUAGAAGAAGUCCAUGCUUGCGUUACCGUUCGAGAUGCUAAACACACGAAUUUUGUAGAGUUUCGAAAUUUCAAGAUAGUCUACCGGCGUUACGCAGGAUUAUACUUUUGCAUCUGUGUCGAUAUAAUGGAUAAUAAUCUUUAUUACUUAGAAGCUAUCCACAAUUUUGUAGAAGUUCUUAACGAAUAUUUCCACAACGUUUGUGAGUUGGAUCUUGUUUUCAAUUUUUACAAGGUUUACUCGGUCGUUGAUGAGAUGUUUCUUGCUGGUGAAAUUCGUGAAACGAGUCAAACCAAGGUGCUCAAACAGCUGUUGAUGUUGACUUCAUUGGAAUAG